AUGGCAGCUGUGGUGAAAACACAUGUGCGAAUAUCUGGAGAUGAUGCAAAGCCUCAGUUUGAGGAUGGAGAUGACCUGAGUGAUUCUGAUGUAGGGAGCAAUGAAGAAGCGAGUGAUGGGGGAGAAGAUGACGGAGACGGCAGCAGAGGGAGCAGCGGGGAAGAAGCAGAGAAUGAAGAGGGAGGAGAGGACGAGGAUGGAGACGACGGUAACGCAAAUGCUGGGUGGGCAGAGGCAAUGGCAAAGAUCCUGGGAAAGAAAACUCCUGAGAACCAAAGCAGCAUCCUGGUGGACAAGAAGCGGGCGUGGGAGAUGAUGUGCAGAGAGAAACCGGACUUGGUGAAGGACCGUGAGAGUGAAAGAGCUCUACAAAGAAUUGCUACCAGGGGGGUGGUACAGCUCUUUAACGCUGUGAGGAAACACCAGAAAACAAUCGAUGACAAGGUGAAGGAAGUCGGCGGCUCUGAGAGGAAGAAGGCCAAGCUGCUUUCGUCUGUCUCAAAGAAAGACUUCAUUGACGUGCUAAGAAGGACGGAGGGAGGCGGCGGAGUCUCCGUCAAGAUGGAAAAGGACGUCGCUGGCGCAGCAGCGGAGAAGCCCGCCUGGAGCGUCCUCAGAGACGACUUCAUGAUGGGAGCCACCAUGAAAGACUGGGACAAAGACAGUGACGGAGAGGAGCCCAACACACACUCGGGAGGGAAGGCGGAGGAGAGCCAUUCAGACUGA
Messenger RNA from Dicentrarchus labrax (European seabass), 726 nucleotides. Its product is annotated as RRP15-like protein. NCBI's taxonomy places the organism in Eukaryota, Metazoa, Chordata, Actinopteri, Moronidae. The record is from RefSeq and is a predicted model, not a curated record. Bases 1 to 726 code for a protein of 241 amino acids. Gene Ontology annotation, biological process: maturation of 5.8S rRNA; maturation of LSU-rRNA. Gene Ontology annotation, cellular component: preribosome, large subunit precursor. The transcript has 5 exons.